CUCGAGAACAGCUGCCUGAUCGCACCUCGUUGUCCAUGAUGGCAGUCUUGUGUAGUCCUGUGCUCAUAGUGUGUUGGUGGUCGUGAUUCUGUGCGCAUCGUUCUCUCGCGAAUAGUACGAAAGGCAGUGAUAGGAUACUGCUGUCGGCGGCGACGGCGACGGGGACGGGGACGGCGGCGGUGGAGGAGUUGGUGUCAGUGUUGGCGCAACGAUAGGAACCCCGUAAGAACGCCGCGGUGUGUAUCGAAUACUCAAUUAUGUCACGGGGGCGGUCGGACUCGCGCGCGCCGCUUCUUUAUUGAGAUCGCGACCGAGCAACCACCAUCACCAACACCACCAAAGAGAGCGCCGCGUCGGGACUCUCGCGGCAACGGCGGCGGGCGAGAGGAACAAAAAAGGACACACACACGUAUAGAAAAAUUAAUCUGUGUGCUCGGACCGUCUCGGAAUUGUCGACAGGGAUUACUGCUGCGAUAUUUUCUUUCCAAACUAUACGAUUCGUUGGUUCAUUCGUUCAUUUAAGCUGCACCGCUUCUUCGCUUGCCAAUCUAUCUCUCUCCCUCGUUCUCCACCUCCCUCCCUUUCUCGCCCAUUGUCGUUGCGUUGUCAUCGCUCUUCCUCUCGCCCUUUAAUCCUCCAAAGCAUAUAUAUCCUUUCAGCGCUUCACUUGCCGGGUUAAGAAAAAAAGGUGCUACUCCUCGAGUGAGGGGGUAAUGAGAAAGAGAGAACAAAUAGAAGUGUAGGGAACAAGAGAGACGCCGUCUCACACGCGUUUAGUCGCACGCAUCAUUAAAUGUACGCGGUCGCGUGGAGAAAACCACCCGUCGUUCACAUUGUCGUUGGUCCUGUCCACGUUGUCGCGAGCACAACAGUGCUCGCCUUCGUCACACAGAGGGCCUCGAUCAUCGGUCGUUCCCGAUACGUAAAUGAGUAGUGUUUGCUGUGCUUAGGAAAGAAGGAGAGAAAAAAAGAAUAAGUGUUUCGGUGUCAAUGUGUAUGCGGCGCCGUACGCUUAUCACAACAGUAGCAGCAGCAGCAUCGUCGGGACGACGGCAUUUCUGAAGAUACUUUUGACGCGUCGGUUGACACCGAAAAAAAUUCGACACAAUGAAGAGCAGUGCUCUGAUGAAGAAGGAGAGCAAGAUGCGCAUACGUGCUUUUCCGACAACUAUGGAUGAGAAGUAUGUCGAGAGCAUUUGGACCUUACUGAAAAGCGCUAUCCAGGAGAUACAAAAGAAAAAUAAUUCUGGCCUCAGUUUUGAAGAACUUUAUCGCAAUGCAUACAUGAUGGUUCUUCACAAAUAUGGUGAACGUUUAUAUACAGGAUUAAAGGAAGUUAUAACACACCAUCUUGAGAACAAAGUGCGAGAAGAUGUUCUUCGGUCUCUACAUAAUAACUUUUUACAAACGUUAAAUCUCGCGUGGAACGAUCAUCAGACAUCGAUGGUGAUGAUCAGGGACAUAUUAAUGUAUAUGGACAGAGUGUAUGUUCAACAGAAUGAUGUCGAUAACGUGUAUAAUCUUGGAUUAAUUAUUUUUCGAGAUCAGGUGGUCAGAUAUGGAUGUGUCAGAGAUCAUUUACGAGAAACUUUAUUAGGUAUGGUAGCAAGAGAAAGAAAAGGCGAAGUCGUAGAUCGUAGCGCUAUAAAAAAUGCCUGCCAAAUGUUGAUGUUACUUGGGAUUAACAGUCGUCAAGUUUAUGAAGAAGAUUUUGAAAGGCCUUUUUUACAACAAAGUGCUGAAUUUUAUAGAAUGGAAUCUCAAAAAUUUUUGGCAGAGAAUAGCGCAUCGGUAUAUAUAAAAAAAGUUGAAGCUAGAAUCUGCGAAGAAUCCGAAAGGGCGAAACACUAUUUAGAUGAAUCCACUGAGCCGCGAAUAGUGGAAGUCGUAGAAGAAGAAUUAAUCAAAAUACACAUGAAAACCAUUGUUGAGAUGGAGAACAGUGGUGUAGUGCAUAUGCUCAAAAAUCAGAAAACAGAAGACCUCGGUUGUAUGUAUAAACUAUUUUCGAGAGUGUCGGACGGAUUACGUACUGUAUGCGAUUGUGUAUCUCAGUUUCUCAAAGAACAAGGCCGCGCUUUGGUGCAGGAAGAGCACGAAUCAACUACAAACGCCGUUCUUUAUGUCCAGAACUUAUUAGACUUAAAGGAUCGCUUUGAUCAUUUUCUACAUUAUUCUUUCAAUAAUGAUAAAAAUUACAAACAGAUGAUAGCAUCAGAUUUCGAAUACUUCCUUAACUUAAAUGCUAAAAGUCCAGAGUAUCUCUCACUCUUUAUUGAUGACAAAUUGAAGAAGGGUGUUAAAGGAAUGACAGAGCAAGAGAUAGAAGGAAUUCUAGAUAAAACUAUGGUCUUAUUCCGCUUUUUACAAGAAAAAGAUGUGUUUGAACGGUACUAUAAACAACAUUUAGCCAAGCGGUUAUUGUUGAAUAAGUCUGUUUCAGAUGACAGUGAAAAGAAUAUGAUAUCCAAACUUAAGACUGAAUGCGGAUGUCAGUUCACGUCAAAAUUGGAAGGUAUGUUUAAGGAUAUUACGGUCAGCAACACUAUCAUGGAUGAAUUCAAAGAUCAUGUUCUUGCGUCUGGUACGAAUUUACACGGUGUGGAAAUAAGUGUACGGGUACUCACAACGGGUUUCUGGCCGACGCAAUCGUCCACUCCAAAAUGUAGUAUGCCCACCGCACCACGUGAUGCCUUCGAUGCCUUCCGACGCUUCUAUCUGGCUAAACAUAGCGGCCGACAAUUAUCGUUACAACCACAAUUGGGUUCCGCAGAUUUGAAUGCGAUAUUUUAUGGACCACGUAGAGAAGAGAGUAGUUGUGGUGGUUUGGAUACUCCGUCGUCUUCAAGUUCUCUCGGAAAUGGUAGUAACGCGAGUGGCAGUUUACUGAGCCAGAGAAGCAGCACGUGUAGUCCGCGAAAACACAUAAUACAAGUUUCCACUUACCAAAUGUGUGUGUUAAUGCUCUUCAACAAGAGUGAGAAGCUAACAUAUGAGGAAAUUCUAGGUGAAACCGAUAUUCCAGAGAGGGACUUGGUCAGAGCAUUGCAGUCUCUCGCCAUGGGUAAAGCUACGCAAAGAAUCUUACUCAAACACCCUCGUACCAAGGACAUUGAAUCUUCGCAUUGUUUCUGUGUGAACGAUAGUUUUAGCAGUAAAUUACACAGAGUAAAGAUUCAGACUGUAGCAGCGAAAGGAGAAUCGGAGCCUGAAAGAAAAGAGACGCGCAAUAAAGUAGACGAAGAUCGAAAACAUGAAAUAGAAGCAGCCAUCGUGCGAAUUAUGAAAGCCCGAAAGCGUAUGCCUCACAACAUACUCGUAACAGAAGUAACUGAGCAAUUAAGAGGUCGAUUUUUGCCUUCACCUGUAAUAAUUAAGAAACGUAUCGAAGGUUUAAUUGAACGAGAGUACUUGGCUCGCACACCAGAAGAUCGAAAGGUGUAUACGUACGUUGCUUAAUGCUGAAUUCAAAUAUUGGAUGUGUACAAACAUGAAUAUACGAUUGGAAAAGUAAUUGAAAAUGAUAGAGCGCCAACGAUAUCACGAUAUCAUAGUUUAAUCUUUGUUUUGCCGUAACUAUCACACGUAACAUACACAGAUAUACAUAAAUCUAUAUAAACAUCAAAGAUCUAUAUAAGAUCAAAGAUGAACAUGACGUGUGUCAUUUCGUUAUCGAGUGCUAAAAAUUAUAAGAGAAAUACUUGAUGCGGGUUAUUUUGUCAUUUGAACUCUAAAUUUACUUUCUUGUAUUUUACAUUAUAUUUAUACACUAAAUUACAACGUACCCAGUACGAACGAGACAUACCCUAUACUUGUUGCGACGGAACAUCCCUGUGAUUGGAAUGAAUGGCAAGAUAUUCUUCUGAUAAUUGACUAGUUUGGUGGAAAAGGUUGGUACGUAUCGUAAGAAUGAUACGCACUUAGAUUUAAUAUUGGGGAUGCGCAUAUUUUUUUUUUUCUAAACAUUGAACGAUGCGCUUCCCACACCUUUCACAUUUCGAACAUUCGCAUUUGUUUGAUUACAAUAGAAGAUACAUGUGAGCACUCAAUAUAAUAAAUAUGUAUUCUAAAUUAGAUAGAGUUUAGUUAACAUGUGCGUUUUUAACGAUGUAAAAUAUCGUUAAGUUACUCAAGAACUCGACGAUUCGCAUUGAUAAUACUGCAAUUAGGAACUUUUCUACACUUAUAAGACUGUGAUUGUCUACGGUAACAUAAAUACUAUUCGGAUAUGUCGUGAAAUUAGGAAAGAAAUGGUAUUUACAUAUAGUUUUAUUUACGUUGAUGUCUACCGAUUAUUAUAUAUGUAAAUAAGCGAUGUGAAUGUAUUAUUAAGAAUAUACUUGUCUCAUUUCCAACAAAUCAAUAUUAUUUUCAUAA
Messenger RNA from Odontomachus brunneus, 4377 nucleotides. It is a transcript of the gene Cul3, whose product is annotated as cullin-3. Gene Ontology annotation, molecular function: ubiquitin protein ligase binding. Gene Ontology annotation, biological process: protein ubiquitination; ubiquitin-dependent protein catabolic process. NCBI's taxonomy places the organism in Eukaryota, Metazoa, Arthropoda, Insecta, Hymenoptera, Formicidae. Gene Ontology annotation, cellular component: Cul3-RING ubiquitin ligase complex. The transcript has 14 exons. The coding region runs from base 1108 to 3459 and encodes 783 amino acids. The record is from RefSeq and is a predicted model, not a curated record.